This is a messenger RNA of Eremomyces bilateralis CBS 781.70, 1384 nucleotides long. RefSeq names its product thiolase. The record is from RefSeq and is a predicted model, not a curated record. Lineage: Eukaryota; Fungi; Ascomycota; Dothideomycetes; Eremomycetales; Eremomycetaceae. Gene Ontology annotation, molecular function: acetyl-CoA C-acetyltransferase activity. The coding region runs from base 1 to 1197 and encodes 398 amino acids. Gene Ontology annotation, biological process: ergosterol biosynthetic process; fatty acid beta-oxidation. The transcript is spliced from 5 exons.
AUGUCGUCUCUUCCUCCCGUUUACAUCGUCUCGGCGGCGAGAACUCCUGUGGGCAUGUUCCUUGGGUCUCUGUCGAGCUUGAAUGCAAUCCAGCUAGGUUCACACGCCAUCAAGUCUGCCGUUGAACGGGCCGGAAUCGCCCCCGACCAAGUCGAGGAGGUCUUCAUGGGCAAUGUGCUCUCCGGAAAUCUCGGCCAAAACCCCGCCCGACAAUGCGCCAUCGGCGCUGGCCUUUCCGAGUCUACCGUCUGCACCGCCGUCAACAAAGUCUGCGCCUCCUCCGUGAAAGCCAUGGUCAUCGGCGCGCAGACCAUCAUCACCGGGAAUGCCUCCUGCGUCGUGGUCGGCGGUGCCGAGUCCAUGUCCAACGCGCCGCACUACCUCCAAGGGAUGCGGGGCGGUGUGAAGUUCGGCGACCAGACUCUGGUGGACGCCGUGCUGAAGGAUGGCUUGACGGAUGCGUACAAGAAAGAACAUAUGGGAUUGCAGGGAGAGGAAUGCGCGACGGACCAUGGGUUCGGGAGGGAGGAGCAGGAUGAUUACUGCAUCCGGAGCUACAAGAAGGCGAUCGCGGCGCAGGAGGCCGGGUGGUUCGGCUGGGAGAUCGCACCGAUCGAGGUGAGCGCCGGGAGGGGCAAGCCGCCGGUGAAGGUGGAGCACGACGACGAGCCGAAGAACUUCAACGAAUCCAAAACCAAAUCCCUGCGACCGUCGUUCAAGCCCGGCAACGGCACCGUCACCCCCGCCAACGCCUCCCCACUCUCCGACGGCGCCGCGGCCCUCGUCCUCGUCUCCGAAGCCAAGCUCAAGGAGCUGAACCUCACCCCCAUCGCGAAGAUCCUCGGGUGGGGCGACGCGGAGAAGUCCCCCUCCAAGUUCACCACCGCCCCGGCGCUGGCGAUCCCCAAGGCGCUGCGGCACGCUGGGGUGGAGCAGGACGCGGUGGACGCGUUCGAGAUCAACGAGGCGUUCAGCGUGGUGGCGCUGGCGAAUAUGAAGUUGCUGGGUGUGGGGGAGGAGAAGGUCAAUCUGCACGGGGGCGCCGUCGCGCUGGGGCAUCCGUUGGGGGCGAGCGGAGCGAGAAUCGUGACCACCUUGCUGGGCGUGUUGAAAGAUAAGAAGGGGAAGAUUGGCUGUGCGGGGAUCUGCAAUGGCGGUGGUGGAGCGAGUGCGAUUGUCAUUGAAAACCUGCAAUAAACGUGGAGCCAGGGACGGUGACUGUGGGUUGGUUGAGGGCAACAUCGGUUGUGAGUUGGGGGAUUUGAGCAUACGCUGCUAAGCGAGGUUCCAAGCGGCUAGGAAUUGUGAUAGAGCCAUAGGCCACCGAAUAACGUAAUGGAAGUAUGAACAGGUCAUAUCCCUGUUUAUGAACGGUUAAUACUGU